AUGCCUGCGUUUCCGUUUGUGUCCAUCGACGCCGACGAUGACUCGGUCGAUUUCGCCCGCUUCAAGUCAGGCGCCACCAAGAGCAACGGCACUGCAUCCAAGCCGACCACCCGCACACUGAUCCUGGCUCCACCGGCUAUUGCCGCCCACGAGGAGAAGCUGCAUGCCCUCUUCGCCUCCGACUAUGACCGCGCUGCUUGUGACUUGCAGAUGCUCGACCGCCUCGCCGCCGGCUUUGUGCCCCUGGUUGCCAACACCUACGAUACCGUGCUCGUCCUGACCGAUGCCGACGGUGCCCAGCGUGCCGAGGCCGUGCGCCUACUCAGCAGCCGGCCUGUAUUUGCGGCGCUCGUGCCCGCAAUGAAGAACAAUGCCCGUCUGCAGUUCCAGGACGGUGCGCGGCUGGAGGGGGCCGGUGCGCGCGAAGCCAUCUUGGCUGGCCUGGUCGAGAAGGACGGCGUGUUUGAAAAGGUGGAGGAGGAAGAGGUCGUUGUCCCCCUGCGGCUGAAGAAGAAGACCCCUGCGGCCGCCGCGGCACCUGUCGCAGCCGCUCCUGCGAUCGUCAACGCCCAGGGCAAGCGGCCCGCUGUCACCCUGGAUCUUGGCGAGUACAGCGACGGCGAGGAGCUGGUCGACGAGGACAGCCUGUUGACGGCCGAAGAGCGCAGCCGGCCCCCUCAACAGCCACCCGCAUGUAACAUUGAUGGCCAGAAGCGCCGAAAGCCCUGCAAGGAUUGCACGUGCGGCCUCGCCGAGCGCCUUGAAGGGGAAGACCGUGACCGCCGCACCCAGGCCGACAGCGACCUCAAGAACGUCUUCAAGCUCAACGCCAACGACCUCAACGAGCUCGACUUUACCGUCCAGGGCAAGACCGGCUCUUGCAACAGCUGCUCGCUCGGCGACGCCUUCCGCUGCUCCACCUGCCCCUACAUUGGCCUACCGGCCUUCAAGCCCGGCGAGGAGGUCAAGAUUCUGAGCGGGCUGGUGCAGCUGUAG
Sporothrix brasiliensis 5110 is the source of this 996-nucleotide messenger RNA. RefSeq lists its product as uncharacterized. Gene Ontology annotation, molecular function: iron-sulfur cluster binding. The transcript has 2 exons. Gene Ontology annotation, cellular component: cytoplasm. The record is from RefSeq and is a predicted model, not a curated record. Bases 1 to 996 code for a protein of 331 amino acids. Gene Ontology annotation, biological process: iron-sulfur cluster assembly. Lineage: Eukaryota; Fungi; Ascomycota; Sordariomycetes; Ophiostomatales; Ophiostomataceae.